Molecule: messenger RNA, 2033 nt
Organism: Eleginops maclovinus (Patagonian blennie)
Lineage: Eukaryota; Metazoa; Chordata; Actinopteri; Perciformes; Eleginopidae
Gene: spon2a
Product: spondin 2a, extracellular matrix protein
Exons: 7
Coding region: 225-1226 (333 amino acids)
Source: RefSeq, a predicted model, not a curated record
GGAGGAGAGAAAGGGAAGAAAGACACAGGAUAGAGGGAUAAAGGUUGAUAAGGCUGCACCAGAGAGCUGGUUACAGUGGAGAGAAAGAGUGGAGCUGUAUCCUCUCUCAGGUCCCAACGGUGUGAUUCUGCAGCUUCUCUCCCUGCCCCUGACUGACUGACCCAACACAGGAGCUGCAGCUCAGACAUCGCUGGUAGCAGGCCUGUGUGUGUUGACUGAUAAAGAUGAUGUCAUCAGAGCACCUGAGCUGCGGUUGGCUGCAGCAGCUCCUCAUUGUACUUCUGAAGCUUUGCCUCACUUUUGCUGGGCCUUUGCGACCAGUCAAUGGGACCGAAUGUACAGCCAGGGGCCCUGCUUCCUACAUCCUGGUCUUUACAGGUCACUGGACCCCACAAGCCUUCCCCAAGCAGUAUCCUCUGUUCCGGCCCCCUGCGCAGUGGUCCAAACUCAUAGCGGUCAGCCAUAAUCGCCAUUUUCGGCUGUGGGAGGAGGGUGCUCCAGCCAGUGCAGGGGUGCAGAACUUUGCUGAAAUCGGGGUGACGGUUGAACUGAUGAAGGCGGCAAAGGAGGCCAGAAAGAGGCGUGCGGUCGGCACCAUGUACCGAACUGCCGGCAUCCCUAACGGCAUUGGGCACAGCUCCACCGAGUUGCUCAUUCAGCCUCGAAACUCACUGUUAUCCCUGAUGGUGAAGAUCAUCCCCAGCCCUGACUGGUUUGUCGGUGUGGACAGCCUUAACCUAUGCGAAGGCAGCCAGUGGAAACAUGAAGUGACUGUUGACCUCCAGCCUUAUGAUGCAGGGACCGACAGUGGAUUUACUUUCUCUUCUCCAAACUUUCCCACCAGCCCCCAAGAAAAUAUCACAAAGAUCACAUCUGAGUUGCCCAACCAUCCAGCCAACUCCUUUUAUUAUCCACGUUUAAAGGACCUUCCACCUAUAGCCAGCAUAAGGAUCAUGCGCCAGAGCAGAUCAUCUGACCGUCAAACCCCAAUGUCCAAUCAUAUUCUGCCAAACUCUAUCAUUCCCCAGCGCUUCUCGGCUACACCAUUGGACUGUGAAGUGUCUCUCUGGUCAUCAUGGGGCUUGUGUCUCGGUUCCUGCUCCAGAGGUGGUAUCCGCCACCGCACACGUUACAUCCUCUUGCGGCCGGCCAAUGCUGGCGUCCCCUGCCCUGAGCUGGAGGAACAGACUGAAUGUGUAUCACAGAGCUGUAUGAGACUCCAGUAACACACAAGCAUGGAUAAUGCCAGUACUCAACACUGGGACUCUCACAUUAUGACUGCUGGACUGAAAAAUAUUGCUGCAAUCUUGAGCAUUUCCUUGUUAAUGCAAAGAUGUUUGUCACAGUUAAAUUGUGGAAGUGAAAGACUUGCUGCUCAUUAGUAUUAGAGCUCCUCUGGGUGUGUUUUAAUGGCAAUAAAAGGAAAUUGAAGUCUGAGUGUAGUAGAGCCUUGGAAGGUUAUGUUUGAGAUAACACUUCAAAUGUGAUCAGAUAAAAAGUUACUUCCAUAAAUAGUUGUGAUUCAAAUUGAACAUUUUAGAGCCCCAAAUGUCCCCCCUCAAAGACCUGUUUGAGACUUAUUGUGGUUUGUCCUUAACAAUUUUGCAUUUAAUCUGUACACUGAUACUGGCACACCAGAGUCACACUCUUACAUGUAUGCACACAAAGGUCUUUGCACAUACUGCAUACUUUAGAGGCACGGAGGCAUACGUUAUGUUAGAGAACCUACACAUGCUUGGUGCAUGCAGCUCUUUCAAAAUAACCUCACACCCAGGUUUUUAAAUAUCACCCUUUAGAAGAAACUCAUUAUGGCUGACUUGAAGCUUUGAGCUAGUCCAAAGAAGCUGGCGUAUUUUUUAUUGUUUUAUGAUGCUUUUUUAAGAAAAGUUUUUAUAGAAAGAAAAAUAUUUGUAUUAUCAUCUCUUUUGAUAUUUUAAUGUUGAGAUUUUGUAUAUACUGUAUGAUGUAUCUCUACUUGUAUAAUUGGUGAAUAAAUAUGGAAGUGUGUUUUUCACAUAAACAAUUCCAUGUUA